Molecule: messenger RNA, 1571 nt
Organism: Diachasmimorpha longicaudata
Lineage: Eukaryota; Metazoa; Arthropoda; Insecta; Hymenoptera; Braconidae
Gene: Cox10
Product: protoheme IX farnesyltransferase, mitochondrial
Exons: 7
Coding region: 197-1435 (412 amino acids)
Biological process (GO): heme A biosynthetic process
Cellular component (GO): membrane; mitochondrion
Molecular function (GO): protoheme IX farnesyltransferase activity
Source: RefSeq, a predicted model, not a curated record
UACGGUUCGUGAGAACUCACCAACAACAAAAUUCACGUGUUUACGCAUUGACAGAAUGGGAAAUUAUGAUUUUCGGAAGAGAAACACGUUUAUCAUCCCUUUGACAGAUUGAUUGACAGAUUGUGUUAUUAACUUGUGUACUGUGACGAGUAUUUUCAACAAAGAUGUUGAGCUAGUGCCACAGUAAUCUUUUACCAUGAUAUCACUAUCGGCUGCACUGAGGCUCUGCAGAUAUACAAAAUGUUACAACAAAAUUUUAACAACUUCAUACUCUGCGAGGCCUGUGAUAAAGGAAGAGCCUCUCGCAGAGCCACCAUGGAUAACAGUCUCCGGUGAUUCCAAACUUCCCCUUGAUAACUUAAAAUUGAAUCCAGAGAAUUUGAUACCACCUGCCCAAGUGUUGGCGAAAAAAAUCGGCGCCACCAGUUCACCAGAAGCCAGGAAUUUGGAGGGAGACUGGAAAGUAAUUGGAUUAGAGCCGAAAAAAUUACACAAACACUGUUUAGCUUUAUCGAAAAUCCGUCUAACGUCUCUAGUUGUCAUUACGACAAUGGGAGGAUAUGCUCUGGCACCAGGUGCCUUUGACCCUCAAACAUUCAUCAUGUGCGGCCUAGGUACUGGCCUCGUCUCAGCCACCGCCAACUCCAUAAAUCAGUUUUUUGAAGUUCCCUUCGAUGCCCAAAUGUCGAGGACGAAGAAUCGAGUACUUGUACGAGGACAUGUCACACCUGCACAUGUGAUCGCCUUUGCAACAAUUUCUGGUAUUACUGGACUUUCCAUACUGUAUUUUACUGUCAAUGGAUUGACAGCUGCACUCGGCGCCGCCAACUUGGUGCUGUAUACGGCUAUCUAUACACCAAUGAAACGAGUCUCAAUUCUCAAUACGUGGAUUGGAUCCAUUGUUGGAGCAAUUCCACCGUUGAUGGGUUGGGCCGGCUGUACCGGAGAAAUUCUAGCUCCUGGUGCCUGGAUAAUGUCGGGAAUGCUCUAUGCCUGGCAAUUUCCCCAUUUUAACGCACUCUCGUGGAACCUCAGACCGGACUACAGUCGAGCUGGGUACAGGAUGAUGGCUGUUACGAAUCCAGGACUCUGUAGAAGGACUGCUCUACGGUAUACAGGUGUAUUGAUGGGACUCUCGUAUUUAUCGUCCAUGUUGGAGGUCACCAAUUGGUGGUUCGCAGCUGCUUCUACUCCGCUCAAUGCAUAUUUCCUUUAUUUAGCUUGGCAAUUCAAUAAGAAAUCAGACAGCGCAAGUUCCCGAAAGCUGUUUCGUUUCUCUUUAAUUCACCUCCCAGUUUUAAUGCUCAUGAUGCUGUGCAGCAAGAAAUCCUGGUCCAGUGAAACAAGUGACGAAACGACGAGUCAGAAAUUUAGUAGAAAAAUUGCAGAUUUGUUUGAGACCUCGACGAGGCUGUUUUCACCAACCUCAGUGUAGAUUAAUAGAUUUUUAAUUGUGUAAAAAUAAAUGUGUACAGUUCAUCAUCCCUAUGUACAUAAAUUAUCAUGUUAUAGUUAAGUUAUGAUGACGAUUGAAUAAAUUAUCUGGUUACAAUGCCAUUUCUUUACAUUCA